Hylaeus volcanicus is the source of this 2825-nucleotide messenger RNA. RefSeq names its product zinc finger protein 729-like. Gene Ontology annotation, biological process: regulation of DNA-templated transcription. Gene Ontology annotation, molecular function: DNA-binding transcription factor activity, RNA polymerase II-specific; RNA polymerase II cis-regulatory region sequence-specific DNA binding. NCBI's taxonomy places the organism in Eukaryota, Metazoa, Arthropoda, Insecta, Hymenoptera, Colletidae. Gene Ontology annotation, cellular component: nucleus. Bases 216 to 2816 code for a protein of 866 amino acids. The transcript is spliced from 6 exons. The record is from RefSeq and is a predicted model, not a curated record.
AAAUUAAAUAGUUUAAAUUUUAAGUUUGUAUAUACGUUAGAUUACGUUAAAAUUGGCUAAAACGUACAACAAACUGAAGAGAAAAUGUUUGUUUUGCGCGUUGGCAAUGCUGUUCUCAGGAUUGACAAGAAGAACAAACUAGGAAGCAACAAGAACGAACCUGUUGUGCACAGAAAGCAGUGGAAUGAAGACACGCCGCGAAUACGAAUGCCAUAAUGAACACCAAAACAAACUAUGAAUACACUUCUAAUUCAUAUAAUGGAGGUAUUAUAAGAAAUGAUAGUCCCGCUGCUUUGUUAGACAUGCUUGCAGAAGUUGCAUCUCAAACGUUACAUUCAGAAAAGAAACAUAGUAAAUCAUUGCUGGCUUCACAAUGCAAAUCAAAAGUAGAGUGUACAAAAAGAAAGACUCAGGAAUCAUUGUUCAAUGUUCCGCAACUUUUGUCUAUGCCUGCAUCGCAAUUAGUUAAACAGUUCUCUAUUUUUACAAGCGACGAAUUGAAAAGGCAAUACUCUUAUACAUGUGCUCUUAUUAAUGGAUGUAGUAAAAAAUAUACUAGUUUUGCGAGUGAAGGAAGAGCAAGAAUGUCUAUCAAAGUACAUUUAGCGGAACACCUAGAAUAUUUAAAAACAAACAAGGAAGCCUAUAAGACCUUUACUACAAAGUCGGUGAAUUAUAAGAAUCAUAAAACAAGCUUGCUAAACAAAAAAAGUAGAUUACAGCAAUCAAGAAAACCCCAGGAGACUUUGAAUAAAGAAAAUAAGAAUGUUAUAGUAGAAAAACCCACAAAUUACUUGCGAAAUAUUCUACUAAACGAUUCUAGUUUUAAAGAACUAAAUAAAAAUAAAAGCUUCGAAAGAGUAGAGAAACCUAAAAAAUUACAUAAUUCCGAACAAAAAGAUAUAGAUAGAACAGAGUUUAAAGUGCUUGGAGAUCACAGUUACUUUGAACGUUUGAAAGAAGAAAUCCCCAAUGGCAGUGAAACGGAAUCCUUCAGCAGUAUUCUUGAGAAUACAACAACAGAUGAGAAUAUUGUUCUUAUGGUGGUUGGCACAGAUACUGUUCAUAUGAAGGAAUAUUCUCAUGUUAAUCAAAAAUUGUCAGAAAAAUUUAGUCAAGAGUCAGAGACCAUUUAUUUACCAGAAAUGACAUGGUUAAGCGAAAGUUGCAAUAAAAAUGCCGACACUAUAGCCACUAAACCUAAAGGAAAAGCAAAAUUUAUAGGCACUAGUAAAGAGGAAAGAGAAAUGGCACUUGCCUUCAUGGAUCGUAUUAAGAAAAAAGGGAAUCCAACAGGGAGUAAUCUUCAAUGUCGAAUUUGUAAUCCACCGCGGAGUUUUACGGCACCUACAACAUUAGUAUCUCACUACCGCAGUCAUGCUGGAAUAAAACCAUACGAAUGUCGUAUAUGCAGAGCAGUUUUCACAAGAAGGCAUAGCUUAAAAUAUCAUAUGUUGAUUCAUCAAAAUCAGACACGAUUUACUUGUGCUGAUUGUGGAAAGAAGUUUAGACAUCCAUCGCAUUUUCGAGAACAUCGACGCAGGCAUACUGGAGAAGCGCCAUUCGGAUGCGAUGACUGUGGACAACGGUUUAAAACAAGGAACACGUACAAACGUCAUUUGAAGACGCGACACGGAAAAGUUUUAACGACCACCGGAGAGUUGUUGUAUCUUUCCGAGGAAGAUUUUCAGAAAGUUCGAACUAACAGAAAAAAGAAAAACGAUGUAAGCAAAGAACAUGUAGUAGACGAGAGCAUAAUUGCAGCAAAAACGAUUAUGCAUUAUCAAAAUGAUAAUAAUAAUCAACUGCAGGGUAUCGUAGCUGACGAAUAUAUUAUAAAGGAAGGUACCGAUGACGAUAAAAAUUGGGAGUCUAACGAUACGAUACGGAUUAUUAAGGACUGUUUUGAAACUUAUGAGGUUUAUCCGGAAUCUCAAUUAAAGACUGAACUUGUAGAGACUGAAGUAUCUAUAGAUAAUAAAAUUUGUAAUAGAAACGAGAAUAAUUUACCAGAAGAGUAUAUAGAAGUGCAAGAAAAUUUAUCCCAAUUACAAAGUCUUUCUUACAAUAAAUUAGAAGUAAUUCGAGAUGAGAAAGAUGAAAUCGUGUGUCAUGAUAAUAUUAAUCAAUCUGAAUUAAUUCAUCGCAACAUAAAUAAGCCGUCGUCGUACAUUGAAAUAAAAUACGAAGACGAUAUACAAUUUCAAGAAAAUGUUGAACUUUCAGAAAAUCGAUUAGAAAGUCAUGUUGAAAUAAUGGAUCACACUAGUAAAAAUUAUGGUGAUGAUAUAUUAAAUAACUCUGUGACUGAACAACAAGUUGACUAUAUAGAGAAUGUAGAAGAAACUGGAGAUAUUUUAUUAAAUCAGAAUGACGAAUGCUUGUUAGAAGGAGAUGAAACUUCAAGUAAUUAUCAAGCAGGAAUAACAGAUUUAACGAAAGAUCAAGCGAUUGCAUCACCAAGCGAUGUUCUCCAAAAAAGUCAAAAGCUGUUACAUCAAACUAAACAACGUUUAUAUAUUCAUAAUCAGCCUUUAACUGGUAUAAUAGUACAAAAUAAAUGCAUCAAUAUAGUGCCGCAUCAAUUAAAAGCCUGUAAUGAUCAGGAAAAUAAAUCAAAAACGAAACUCGAUAAAGGUCAAAAUUUUACAUUCCUUAAUAAAUGUAUGCAAGCAGUCAAUAUAAAGCAAAAUGUAAAUGAAAAUACCAUUUUAUUAUUGACUAACGAUACUUUACAGAAUAGUGUUCUUAAAAUUGAUCAAAAUAACACUGCCGAUAAUGAAAUUAAGAAACAGACAUUUGAAAGAAGUAAGUAAAAUGUAAAU